CUUCUGGGACAGAAAUCUGGGUGCAAUUGCACCCAGAAUAGACCAUAGAGAAGAAUGACUAAGAAUAUGAACCUAUGGGAGCAGAUAUUUCAACAGAUAAUUAGAGAGAAGAAACCUCAACACAGAUGGACACUGGAGGUGGACAGUGGCCUUGAAGUCAAGAGCCUACAGCGGGGGUGGAGACAAAACAAGCAUAAAGGCCUUGCAAGACUGCUUGACUCUUCUCUCUCCUGCCUCAAGUUUCAGUGCUCCUUGUGUGGACACAGCUGGGUCUCGGCCCAGGUGCUGAUUCUCUUCCAGAUGUGCCUGCAGAAACCCUAUGGCCAGGUCAAGAUGAGGGUCUUUGCUCAGCACUGUCAGAAGUGCAGCACGACCCUGUUUGAGGAGCCCGAGUUCAGCCAGAAGGGCAUCCAGGGGGUCCUGGGCUGUCUGGUGGCACAGAUUCUGCUGAAGUGCUACGGGGAAAGUGUUCCCCUUGGGGCAGCCCGGGAGGACCCUUUCAGAUCAGCCAUUGUCAGUGGGCCUCAUGACACUGAGAACUGCGAGGCAUGUUUGCUGGGCAUCUUCUGCCAGAGCCAAUCAGACAGCAAGGUCUCAAAUCCACAACCGGCCCUUCCCGGAACCAUCAACAACUCCACCCAAGACCAACAACCUGCCUUUAAAAAGAGGAAGCUGCUCCUGCUGUUUUCCUUUUGUAUUGUAAUGAUCGUGUUUGUGGUGCUGAUGAUACACAGAAUUAGCGAGGGUGGGAGUCUGUUCGAGCUGGCUCCAGCGAGCUCCUUCCUUGACAAAGACGAGGUGACUGGACCCUUUCCCUCGGAUGAGACAUUUAGAGUGUUUGACAAGACUUAG
Messenger RNA from Phascolarctos cinereus (koala), 852 nucleotides. The record is from RefSeq and is a predicted model, not a curated record. NCBI's taxonomy places the organism in Eukaryota, Metazoa, Chordata, Mammalia, Diprotodontia, Phascolarctidae.